Tauraco erythrolophus (red-crested turaco) is the source of this 507-nucleotide messenger RNA. The record is from RefSeq and is a predicted model, not a curated record. Lineage: Eukaryota; Metazoa; Chordata; Aves; Musophagiformes; Musophagidae.
GGAGACAACUGGGCAGUAGAAGAGGUGAUUCGGAUCCCGGCCAAGGAAGUGACGGGAUGGAUUCUGCCCAAGAUACCAGCCUUCACCGUUGAAAUCGUCAUCUCAAAGGAUGACAAGUACCUGUAUCUGAGCAACUGGCUGCACGGAGACAUCCGCCAGUACGAGCUCUCCAAAACCUGCAAGCCCAGGCUGGGGGGCCCAGGCGGACAAGGUGUCUCUCGCUUGCAGGUGUUUGUGGGAGGCAGCAUCCUCAGAGGUGGGCCCGUGGCCGUGUGUAGAGACGAAGAGCUGAAGUGCCAGCCGGAGCCCUUGGUGGUCAAGUGCAAGCGAGUGUACGGCGGCCCGAGUAAACUGCAGCUCAGCGUGGAUGGCAAGAGGCUGUACGUCACCAACUCCUUCUACAGCGCCUGGGACAGGCAGUUCUACCCAGACUUGGUCAGGGAAGGCUCUGUCCUGCUGCAGAUUGAUGUGGACACUGAGCAAGGAGGCCUGACCGUGAACAAGAAC